GGGAGGUGUUCUAAUGCUGUGUUCAAUUCACUUCUAUUCCACAAACGAGAAAGACACAGAGAAAGGGGCUGAGUCUAUAACAGUAUAGUAUCAAUCACUUGGGCCGAUUUAUUACUGUUAUAUGGAUGUUGAUAGCAACGGCAUUUUUGCAAAACAAGUAAAUAAGGUGUGCACAGGCUCCUCCUUUUUGAAGUAGGUGUGAACACCAUGCAUCUUUAAGAAGCUAUCCAGAAGGGAUCCUGACUGGCACAUUACUUUUCAGAAGGGGACGCUUUCUGCAUUUUAAACAGACAUGGGGAACCAACUUACUGAGAUUGUGCCCAACACGCCCUUUUUGCCAAACAUCCAGUCACUGCAUGUUGUGGUCAUUGGGUUGGACUUGGCUGGCAAAACGUCAUUGCUGUACAGACUUAAACUGAGGGAGUUUGUCAAAACUAUCCCCACUAAAGGAUUUAACAUGGAAAAAAUCAAAGUGGCAAUUGGAAGCUCGCGCUCCAUCACUUUUCAGAUCUGGGAUGUGGGUGGGCAGGAGAAGCUGAGACCGCUGUGGAAAUCUUACACCCGGAGAAUGGACGGCAUUGUCUUUGUGGUGGACUCAACAGAGACUGAGCGUAUGGAGGAGGCUAAAGUGGAACUGCAUAAAAUCACACGGACUUCCGAGAACCAGGGCAUUCCUGUGUUGGUCCUGGCCAACAAACAGGAUUUACCUGCGCCGCUGUCAGUGACCGAGAUCGAGAAAGUGCUCGCCCUGCAUGAAAUGAGUGCGUCCACAUUGCACCACGUGCAGGGUUGCAGCGCAGUAGACGGACAGGGGCUGCAACCGGGACUUGAGAAACUGUACGAAAUGAUACUCAAACGAAAGAAGAUGCUCAGACACAGCAAAAAGAAGAGAUGAAGCAGUUAAAAAAAAAAAAAAAGGACCUUAGCUUUGGUGUGGAUUCCUUUUUAAUUAAAAAGAUUGCAGCAAUCUGGUAAGGGAACAUUAUGAUGGCCCAAGGUCAUGAGCAAAAUGACUUUGUUCUUUUAUGUAACGACAGACAGUAUUGAAUGCUUUCUUCGGUAGUAUUUGCUGUACCACUAGAGCAGCUUUUGAUAUCUAAGGAUGACUGUAUGUGGUUGCUGUAGCACCGCACAUUGCAUUAACAUCAUUUUUAUUUAGUCAUCGGUACUGUGUGAUAGAAACUGCUUUACAAAGCUGAACAAGCUUGUCAAGAUGACAAAGCCAUCUGCUCUUUAAUGACCAGUAUGCCAGUGUUUCUUUGACAAAUCCUGCAAUGGUACUAUCACCAAUUCAGUAAUUGUUUCUUCUGAUAAUAAUAGUUGUGGUGAUAAUGUCUGAAGUGAGAUUUGUGAGCUAUUCUCAAAAGCUUGAAAUGUAGUUGUGACAACUGACUGUUUUUACAAACUAUAUUUUUUUGUAAUGCUCAUGUAUAAAUAAAUUAUUGAAAACCUACAAAUUCAUAGUGAAAUACUAAUGUUUGCUUUUGUUUAUUUAAACAACAGCAACACCUUUAUUAGAACCCUUUGGGGAUAAAUGCUAUGUAAAUGUGUGUCCAGAAGGCAAAUUAUUAUGUUUGAUGGGCUGUAUGUAUGCUGUUUACCAAAAAGAAAAAAAAAAAGAUCUCAGUGUACCGCUUGUACACCAUGAAAUGAUAAAUGCUAUUUCCCAUAUGUGAUCAAAUUUCAGUAAUGUUUUAAUCAGUGGAAAAUGUUUUCUUCUGGCCAAAAUUGAUUAAUUGCUUUUUAAUAAAAAUUACUUUUUAUA
This is a messenger RNA of Acipenser ruthenus (sterlet), 1765 nucleotides long. RefSeq names its product ADP-ribosylation factor-like 4D (gene arl4d). Gene Ontology annotation, biological process: intracellular protein transport; vesicle-mediated transport. Gene Ontology annotation, cellular component: cytoplasm. The record is from RefSeq and is a predicted model, not a curated record. The transcript has 2 exons. Gene Ontology annotation, molecular function: GTP binding; GTPase activity. Bases 293 to 895 code for a protein of 200 amino acids. Lineage: Eukaryota; Metazoa; Chordata; Actinopteri; Acipenseriformes; Acipenseridae.